Molecule: messenger RNA, 438 nt
Organism: Drepanopeziza brunnea f. sp. 'multigermtubi' MB_m1
Lineage: Eukaryota; Fungi; Ascomycota; Leotiomycetes; Helotiales; Drepanopezizaceae
Source: RefSeq, a predicted model, not a curated record
AUGUCGAGCAGGAAGGAUAUGCGGAGGGCUGAUCUCAUCAUCCCAUACCAAACUCCCACCGCGAAAGAAUCCCCAGGCGAUAUCAGCGGUACCCUAGGAAGCACCCUGCCCAUGGCUGCCAUGUUCACGCGCAAUAGGUUCAUCGGAUGGGCAUCUCUUGCAUUGGCGAUCCAGAACUGGCUGGGAGAGAGUCAAGAGGCGAAGAGAACUGCGAGUCAACCAGCCUAUUUCUCCGUGGGUAUGGGAAAACAUGUGCGCGCGGUUGAUGCAGGUCUUUCUGAGCUUGAGAAGCUUGAGAGUGUGCGCCCGGAGUGGAAGGAUACUACUCUGCAAAACGCCCUGGCAUCUGGACGGCUUGCUUGCAUGGUAUUCAGUCUAUCAUUGACCAUAGAUCGCUCUCAAGAAAGAGGGUUGGUUGGCUUUGUUUCCUAUGAAUAA